GAGCUGCUAACUGCAGCCACAAUGCCGAGAUUUAUUCUGCUCACAGACCUUUGCCUGUUAUUUAUUCAUCUUGGUUCAGCCUAUCAGCUUAUAUGCUACUUCACCAACUGGUCCCAGUACAGACCUGAUCCAGUGAAGUUUGUGCCUUCCAAUAUUGAUCCCUUCCUGUGCACACAUCUGAUCUACGCAUUCUCAGUCAUUAACUCUGCAAAUCAGCUCACAACCUCUGAGUCGAACGAUAAGACUCUCUACCAGUCAUUCAAUAGUCUGAAGCAAAGUAAUCCAAGCUUGAAGACACUUUUGGCUGUUGGAGGACGGAGAUAUGGAUCAACUCAAUUCUCUAUCAUGGUUUCCACACCAGCAAACAGAAAUACAUUCAUCCACUCAUCCAUCAACUUUCUCAGAAAGUAUGGAUUUGAUGGGCUGGAUCUAGUCUGGGAGUAUCCUGGAGCCCGUGGCAGUCCUCCAGGGGACAAGCAAAGGUUCACUCUGCUCUGUCAGGAGCUACGCCAGGCCUAUGAAGCUGAAAGCAGUGCUACAGGACGUCCCCGUCUUUUAGUCACAGCUGCAGUGGCUUCCAAGAAAUUAACAAUUGAUGCUGGAUAUGAAAUUCCUCAGAUUGCCAAUUACCUGGACUUCAUUAGCAUGAUGACCUAUGACUUUCAUGGGUCUUGGGAGAGUGUCACUGGCCACAACAGUCCUCUGUAUCACUCGUCUCAGGAAACAGGAGAUCAAAUCGUCCAUAAUACUAAUUAUUCAAUGACAUACUGGAAGAAUCAGGGUGCUCCAGUGGAGAAACUGAGGAUGGGGUUUGCUACAUAUGGCAGAACUUUUCAGCUGUCAUCUGCAGCAAAUAGCCUGGGAGCUCCAGCUAGAGGCCCUGCUUCUUCUGGCACCUACACCCAACAACCCGGCUUCUGGUCUUAUUACGAGAUCUGCAGCUUCCUUCAAGAAACCAGCAUAAAAUUGAUCCAUGAUCAAAAAGUACCCUAUGCGACAAAAGGGGGUCAGUGGGUUGGCUUUGACACCAAAGAGAGCUUUUACACAAAGGUGUCCUAUCUCAAAGACAAUAAGUUUGGAGGUGCCUCUGUGUGGGCUCUUGAUUUGGAUGAUUUUAUUGGACACUUUUGUGGACUUGGACGCUACCCUUUGAUACGUGAACUCAAGAAACUCCUGAACAAUUAUAUAUAAUGAAUCAGAAUGCACUAUUUUCAGCUCCUGGUAUGUUAUUGAAAUUUUUAAUCAAUCCUCAUGCUCCUUAUGCUGCAUCUCCUCCUCCUCCUCCUGCUGGAACUCUUUCUGCUCCUCUUGCUGUAAUCCCUACUUCUCUUCCUGCUGGAAGUAUAAUACUUCCUUCUGAAGCUCUCCUGCUGAAAUUCAUAUUGCUCCCCAUGCUACAGCUCCUACAGCUCCUGCUAAACCUCAUACGGUUCUUCUUGCUACAGCUCCUACUGCUAAUCUUGGCAAAACUUAUUCUGCUUCAACUGCUGUAGCUACCAUUUCUCCUCCUGCUGCAACUCCUAUUGCUUCUCCUGCUGCAGCUCCUUCUGCGUUUCCUGCUGAAACUCUUACUGCUCCUCCUGCUGAUGCUCCCCCUUAUCCUGCUGAAACUACUGGUCCUCCUGCUGCAGCUCUUACUGCUCCUCUUGCAGAAGCUCCUACUAUGUGAAGGGGAGAAAUUUGAGUGUCACCAGAAUUCUAUCUCAUUUCUGGGAUACACCAUUGGCCCAGAGAGAAUGUCUCUGGACCAGGAUAAGGUCACUGCAGUAGUGGAUUGGCCCACUUCCAAAGCUGUGAAGGAGCUGCAGGGCUCAGCAACUCACUUUCCCACAUGUUAUUCCAAGGAGAAGGGCAUAAGCACUAGGCCAGGUGGUUGAGAAGGCUUGUGUCCCAGCUCAAAGCCCAAUGUAGCCACACCGCCCUUUGGGGGGUUCUGUCAUAAACUCUAAUAUCCAGCAGAUACUGCAACCUACAAACAUGGGCAACAUGGACUACACUUCCCACAACACCACUGCCUAAUUCAUAUGUGUUCUUGCCAUAGAAUGAGAUAUCUUGUUUUUUUGACUAAAGAAAAAUUUCUGACCUUCUUCCUGGUUUCCAUUAAAGACUGUCUACCUGUAUUUGCAUCCAUCUCUGCAAGUAUUUCUUGUGGCACACAAGACCUGCCAUCUGUCCAACAGCUUGAGUUGGGCCAAAAUUGGGUCACACAGCAGGACAGUGAGUCCAAACCUGACAGUUAAUCAACCUAGUUUCUAAAUAUUGCUUACUUUUGACAAUACUGUGAAAUCUGUAUUGUAAUUAAAAUCUGUAUUAUGUUCUUCUGUUGUAACCUAAGGGUUUUUGUAUAUCUGUAGAGGUUAUUGAGGAUCACACAGUUGUUAUUUAAGCCCUGAUAAAU
Molecule: messenger RNA, 2398 nt
Organism: Tachysurus vachellii
Lineage: Eukaryota; Metazoa; Chordata; Actinopteri; Siluriformes; Bagridae
Product: acidic mammalian chitinase-like
Exons: 10
Coding region: 22-1191 (389 amino acids)
Biological process (GO): carbohydrate metabolic process; chitin catabolic process
Cellular component (GO): extracellular region
Molecular function (GO): chitinase activity; chitin binding
Source: RefSeq, a predicted model, not a curated record